Molecule: messenger RNA, 405 nt
Organism: Staurois parvus
Lineage: Eukaryota; Metazoa; Chordata; Amphibia; Anura; Ranidae
Source: the annotation of a GenBank genome assembly
GGUGCGCUGUGUCCCUCUGACACAGCAGAUCACGAAAAGAGCCGAAGAUGUCGGCUCGGUCAUGUGAUCAGCUGUGUCCAAUCACAGCUGAUCUCAUUGUGCCCUGAUGAUCAGUGUGGCUCCAGAAGGGCCACCUGUCAGUGUCCAUCAGUGCCAGCAGUCAGUGCUCAUCAGUGCCAGCAGUCAGUGCUCAUCAGUGCCAGCAGUCAGUGCUCAUCAGUGCCAGCAGUCAGUGCUCAUCAGUGCCAGCAGUCAGUGCUCAUCAGUGCCACAUGCCAGUGCCCAUCAGUGCCACAUGCCAGUGCAUACCAGUGCACAUCAAUGCCACAUAUCAGUGCCCAUCUGAGCUGCCUUUCAAUGUCACCGUCAGUGCCAGUCCGUGCCGCCUGUCAGUGCCAGUCCGUG